Messenger RNA from Dipodomys spectabilis (banner-tailed kangaroo rat), 291 nucleotides. RefSeq names its product tachykinin precursor 4 (gene Tac4). NCBI's taxonomy places the organism in Eukaryota, Metazoa, Chordata, Mammalia, Rodentia, Heteromyidae. Bases 1 to 291 code for a protein of 96 amino acids. The record is from RefSeq and is a predicted model, not a curated record. The transcript is spliced from 4 exons.
AUGCUGCCCUGCCUCACCCUGGUCUUCCUGAUGGUGCUGCCUGUGUGCAUCAUGGCAAAAGACAGUGGACAGAAACUGAUACUCAACACAGAAGCAGAGCCCUUGAUAACCGUGACUCUAGAGGGAGGUGCUGGUCCCAGCAUUCAACUCCAGCUGCAGAAGGCAAAGAGAAGCAAGAACAGACAGUUCUUUGGGCUCAUGGGAAAGAGAGUGAAAGGAAUACCCUCGAUCCAGCCAGAGGGAAGAACAGAGCCAGCUGAUCCAGAGGACAAUGAGGUUUCCAGACCUUGA